Molecule: messenger RNA, 1989 nt
Organism: Synchytrium microbalum
Lineage: Eukaryota; Fungi; Chytridiomycota; Chytridiomycetes; Synchytriales; Synchytriaceae
Exons: 7
Coding region: 1-1989 (662 amino acids)
Molecular function (GO): protein binding
Source: RefSeq, a predicted model, not a curated record
AUGGCGGAAGUCACUCAGCUCGCUACUCCAAAUACGGCUCACUCUGUGAAGCACAUGUUCCCACCACUCACAAUAAAUACGCAUGUUGCCGAAAACGACGAUGGGAGAUCCAUUGCUCGUCAAUCUAUCGCUCCCGUCGCAUUACCACCAUCAGAACUGCAACAAUUAUUUAUCGCUGUGUGCGACCAAGUCUAUUCAAUACUCAAGAAAAACAAGGAUGCGACCAAAUUGAUCAAAUCGUUAAACGACGUCAAGGAUGCAUAUUUGGCCAAUGUCGCUUCACUUUCUCAUCACCUGGAGACGAGUUCAAAUGUUGCUGCUUCUCGACCGACAUCACCAACUAAAACAAUUCGACCAAUAUCACCAACCAAAUCAGUCAGAUCAACUAUGCACUCAAUCCAUUACCAUCCCACGAACCCAGACGAAGUGGAAUCAAACUCGUUGCUAGCACACUGGGUGAAUGAAUUCCGCAGUGCUGUAGUCAACUUGCAAGAACGGUGCCAGAAGGUUAAAGCUGCCAGUCUCAUGACAUCGUCAGCCAAAAGGAAAAAGCUUGAGAAGGGGAUUAUUGAAGUUACUGAUUGUUGGAAUAACCUGAUGAUGAACUUGAGUAUCGCAAUUUCUCGAAGUGGGACAUCGUUUGCUGCUAAUGCAACUGAGCAAGUAGCUAAACUUGCUCUAGCUUCUGGAAAUCCGGAUUGGGAAGAUCUAGAUUUGGAAGAUGCCGAUAUUCUAGUUUUGCAAGGAGACAAGUACAUGCUAGGCUUUGGAGUUCGUAAAGAUCCAGAAACUGCGUACCGUCGAUACGAGGCUGCCUCCAGAGCUGGACACCCACAAGCCCUGAACAUGUUGGGCUUGAUGAACGAACUUGGAAUCGGACGAGCACGCAAAGACAUAGCAGCAGCAGCCUCCUUUUACGAACAAGCUGCUGGUGAAGGUGAUGCUACAGCUCUGACGGCACUUGGAAGACUUUACGAAGGUGGGGUAGGAAUACCUCAGGAUAUGGCCAAGGCUCGGGAAUGCUAUCAGCGUGCUGCUGAGAAGGGAGAACCUGAGGGAAUGUGCAGUUUGGGAAUGGCGCUAGAACGUGGUCUAGGUGACCUACAUCCAAACCCAUCAGCUGCACUUCGAUGGUACACGCUAGCAGCAGACCAAUUCAACCAUCCUCGAGCUGCGACUGCUGCUGGAUGUAUACUGUACAAGGGGCAUCCUGAGAUUCAACCAAAUGCAGUUGAAGCAGUGAAAUAUUUCAGACAAGCAGCUGAACGAGGAAAUGAGCACGCCAUGAACUCGUUGGGAGUUGCUUAUGAAGAUGGAUGUGGUGUUUCAAAGGAUUUAGGACUUGCGAAGGACUGGUAUCUCAAGGCUUCUGAGAAAGGAAGUGCUGAUGCGUUGUCAAAUUUGGGGAAUAUAUACCUGACGGAGAAAUACUACCAACAAGCCUUCAAAGUCUUCCAACUCGCCUGGUCCAUGGGCAGCGUCGAAGCAGCAUACGGACUCGGCACCAUGUACCAGAACGGCUGCAAAGAAGGCGCCACAUCCGACAUAAUUUUCUUACGGCGUGACAUUGCAAUGGCCGUCCGAUUCUUUACCGAAGCAGCAUCACGACACCACCUGCACUCAUGUCUCGCACUCGCAAAAAUCUACCUCAAGCCCACGAUGUCGAAUCCAACCAAAGCAUAUACCCUGAUUCGACAAGCUGCGACCGAGAUUCCUGAAGCCAUGUACUUGCUGGGACAUUUGUACGAGACGGGAACUGGAUGUGGGAAUGUUAUGAUUGAUCAGGCCGUUGUGUGGUAUAAGAGAGCCAUUGAAGCUAAUGAACGCAACGGGUGUGCAAUGUUGAGACUGGGUAUGCUUCUGGAGCGCGGAACGGGAGUUUCGAUGAAUAUGUCGUAUGCUGCUGAGCUUUAUGAAGAGGCUGCCAGGAAGGGGAAUGUGGAUGCCAAGGAACGGUUGGAGGCUCUUAAACGUGUUGGACUGGCUUGA